Molecule: messenger RNA, 1266 nt
Organism: Plasmodium fragile
Lineage: Eukaryota; Apicomplexa; Aconoidasida; Haemosporida; Plasmodiidae
Exons: 1
Coding region: 1-1266 (421 amino acids)
Cellular component (GO): membrane
Molecular function (GO): lipase activity
Source: RefSeq, a predicted model, not a curated record
AUGGAUGGGAAUAUUGAAUGUGACGAAGAUGUCAUAAGCACACGUACUACUAGACUAGACGGGAAACCAAGGCUUGAUUCAUUUUUUAACAAAGAUGGGUUACUAUUAAGAAGCUACGGAUGGUUAGUGAAAAACGCCAUAGGCAUUAUAAUACUAAUUCAUGGUCUAAAUUCACAUGCAAGGUUAACCUUUUUAAGACAUAAUGUUGAGAUCGUGGAUAACUCCAGGGCUAUAUUAAAAGAUGAAAACAAUUAUUACGUGUACGACAACAGCUGGAUAGAACGUUUCAAUAAUAAUGGGUAUUCUGUGUUUGCCUUAGAUUUACAAGGACACGGACUGUCCGAUGGGUGGGACAACUUAAGUCUUAAUAUUAACAACUUUGAUGAUUCAGUGCUUGACGUAAUACAAUAUCUUAAUAUAAUUAAUGAUGAAUUAUGUUUAGAAGAUAAAGAACAUGAGUCCAAGGCAACUUGGGCUAACGCUAAGGAUUGUGCUACGCCAUGUGAUGGUGACAAUGAAGGUAAUAGUGAUGAAAGUAACAAAAAUGUGGGGUGUAAUAAUGAUCUCCAAGAUGAUAAUGAACUUCAAAACGAUAAUAGGCCUGGGUGUAGUAAAGCACGUAGCAAUAAUAAAUGUUCUUCACUUCCAAUAUUCAUAAUUGGCCAAUCAAUGGGAGGAAAUAUUGCUUUAAGAACAUUACAACUGUUAGAGAGGACACAAAACAAUGGGAAAGGAAAAUUAAACAUUCAUGGAUGUAUCUCAUUAUCAAGUAUGAUUCGUGUUCAGAGAAUAGCUUCACCACGUUCAUAUAAAUAUAAAUAUUUUUAUUUACCAUUUUUAAGAUUAAUUAGUGGCUUUUUCCCAAAGUCAAGAUUUGUUACAAAAAGUGGAUUUCAAAAAUAUGCCUAUCUUAAUGAUCUUGCUAAGUAUGAUAAAAUUCGAUGUAAAAUGGGCGUAACUUUUAAAUUUUGGUGUGAACUUCUGAAAGCGACGAUUAACUUAGAGAAUGAUAUGCACCUUAUCCCCAGUGAUAUUCCUAUAUUGCUAAUUCAUUCCAAAGAUGAUAUUGUUUGUGAUUACAGAGGUGCAUUAUCAUUUUUUAAUAGAUUAAUUAAUGAUAAUAAAAAAUUGAUUACGGUAGAAAAUAUGGAGCACGGGUUGACUAUAGAGCCUGGAAACGAAAAGGUCUUAGAAAGCAUCUUAGAUUGGAUUGCUAAAGUAGAAAAAAAAAAAGGAAAUGGCCGAACCUUUAGAGGCAAAAACUAA